Striga hermonthica is the source of this 1491-nucleotide messenger RNA. The record is from the annotation of a GenBank genome assembly. NCBI's taxonomy places the organism in Eukaryota, Viridiplantae, Streptophyta, Magnoliopsida, Lamiales, Orobanchaceae.
AUGGAUGCCGAAAUCCCCGUCGACAAAAAUUUUCCAUUAUUUUCCUGGAAGAAGUCAGCUUCCAUAACCACCGCCAACAAGAAAUCCCUUCCGCCGGAAACCACUGCCCCCGCCGCACAUAAAGUACUCGAGAAAGAGCUUAACCCUAACCCAACUCCAGCAGACAUAACAUUCUCCAACCUGGGACUCGCCGAAUGGGCCGUCAAUACUUGCAAGGCGCUCGGCAUGAAGCGGCCAACUCCCGUCCAGCACCACUGUAUCCCUAAAAUCCUGUCGGGCCAAGACGUCAUGGGCCUGGCGCAGACGGGAAGCGGCAAAACGGCUGCGUUCGCUCUCCCUAUCCUCCAUCGUCUCGCGGAAAAUCCCUUUGGUGUUUUCGCUCUGGUUGUGACUCCGACCCGGGAGCUGGCUUACCAGCUAGCGGAGCAGUUUCGGGCCCUCGGGUCGGGUUUGGGACUACGGGUAGCGGUGAUUGUUGGGGGCAUGGAUAUGAUUAACCAGUCCCAGGGUCUGAUGCAGAGGCCACACGUGGUGAUUGCCACGCCUGGCAGGAUUAAGGUUCUGAUUGAGCAGAAUCCUGAUAUUCCUGCUGUGUUCUCCAAUACCAAGUUUCUUGUCUUGGACGAAGCAGACAGAGUCUUGGGUGUUAACUUUGAAGAAGAGUUGAGAGUUAUUUUCCAGUGCUUACCUAAGAAUCGACAAACAUUGUUGUUUUCUGCCACCAUGACAAGUAAUUUGCAAACAUUGCUUGAGCUUUCAGCAAAUAAAGCUUAUUUUUAUGCGGCAUAUGAAGGCUUUAAAACAGUUGAAUCUCUGAAGCAGCAGUAUGUUUUCAUCCCUAAGAACGUGAAGGAUGUGUAUUUAUUGCACAUAUUAUACAAAAUGGAAGAAAUGAGUGUUCGAUCUGCUAUAAUUUUUGUCUCCACCUGCAGGGGAUGUGAGCUUCUGAGUUUGUUGCUUGAACAGCUUGAUUUUGAAGUCGCAGCCUUGCACUCUCACAAAUCACAGUCCCUGAGGCUUUCUGCUUUGCAUAAAUUCAAAUCUGGACAGGUCCCCAUAUUAUUAGCGACUGAUGUGGCCAACCGUGGUUUAGAUAUUCCAACUGUAGAUUUGGUUAUAAAUUAUGACAUUCCUAGGUAUCCCGAGGAUUAUGUUCAUCGUGUGGGACGUACUGCCAGAGCUGGAAGAGGAGGCCUUGCUCUUAGUUUUGUCACCCAGAAUGAUGUCGAUCUUGUGCAUGAGAUUGAAGCUGUUAUAGGGAAACAACUGGAUAAGUUUGACUGUAAAGAGAAAGAAGUGCUUGAGGAUAACAUUACGAAGGUAUACAAGGCGAGACGUGUAGCAACAAUGAAGAUGAUGGACGAUGGGUUUGAAGAUAAAGUCAAGGCACGAAAAGCUCAGAAACUGAAGACACUGGCGGAGAAAGGGCUUCUAGAUAACAAGAAGAAACAGAAGAGAGGAAAAAGGCGUAAGAAAGAAUCUCAUGAAUGA